This is a messenger RNA of Bipolaris oryzae ATCC 44560, 1083 nucleotides long. RefSeq lists its product as uncharacterized. The transcript has 2 exons. The record is from RefSeq and is a predicted model, not a curated record. NCBI's taxonomy places the organism in Eukaryota, Fungi, Ascomycota, Dothideomycetes, Pleosporales, Pleosporaceae. Bases 1 to 1083 code for a protein of 360 amino acids.
AUGGCGUCCCCGGCCACGGUUCCGUUUACUUCCGUCGACACCACCACGCGACAGCUGACCAAGGACGAGGUUGAGUCGCCGAGCAUCUCCAGCGCAAAUGCGCUUGCCCGCUACGAGUACGAGGCGGGCCAUGCAAAUGCCACCACAGGCACCAAGAUUCUGAUGGUCGAGUGGGAGGACGAUGACACAACGCGGGGAGUGCGGGGAGACUGGCACAUAUCAUGGGACGGCAGCACACGGGUCCUGCCCGCCAACGACCAGUCGGCCAACGACGUGCAUCGCAUGUACUUUCUGCUACCCCCGGGCGUCGCGGUACCCACCAGCGUUACACUCACGCUACGACCGCAAGACGGUACCAGGGCUCCUGUUGUCUGGCAUACAAAUCCUCUUCCAGCAUUGUUCCCGCCAGAGCUAGGGGCGUCGGCGCGGGCAGCGGGCAAGAAGGGUGUCCUGCACACCAUUUGGGCGAAGAAAAGGCUGCAGGUGCUACAGAAGGAGAUUGAGGCGGAGUCACGUACCAACGUCGAGGGUGUCGGUCUGCUCAUGGCCGUGCAAGAGAAGGAAUGGAUUGAGUCGACAUUCGGAGUCAAUGCCAAACCCGCAGGCCUAAGUAUCUCACUUGGUGAGCCCGUGCUGGCACCGAUGAAGGCACCCUCUAGCCCACGGUCUCCUGGUGGGGGCCGCCUCAUGGACAAGCUGGCAGGACUGCGACUAGGCACAAGUGAAAAGGACCUCUCACCCAGCAACAGCACGCCGGGCUUCUCCAACCCUCUAUCGCCCGAAUCUUCAGACAUUGCUAUUAGUUCUUUUGCGGUCUUCAAGGGCGCAAAUCCAGCUAGCCUUGCGGCAAAGCCUCCGCAACCACCUCAGCAGAGUGCUGGCAUGGGCUCAUUAAACGCCUUGUCUGGCCCAGCGCCCGUUUUCCAAUCUCGGGGCCCAUUGGGGUCUGCAGACGACGAUGACAAGGACGAUGGACUCUUUGCGUUGCCUAUCAGUCCGAGGAGCCCGGAAGUGGGCAAGAGUCCAUUCUCAUUUUCAGCCAGUGAUACGGCACCUUUUUUGAAAGAAGAAAGUACUGCGUGA